GUUAUAAACGCCGGGCAGCCGGCUGCCUGCAGCGCACGUGAGGCACCCGAGGCCCCUCUGCCCUGCCCAGGAGUCCUUUCCGCCGUGGGUCCGUCCCAUCCCGCGCCGAGGUUCACCGCAGCCUCGACGCCCCUUGCUCGGCUCCCAGAGCUCUCCACGUCUGCAGAGAAAUGGUCACAGCCCUAAGUGUCUCGCGUGAGAUGGGGCAGCUGUACCAGCCCUAUGACUUCGAGAUCACCCGGGACUUGAGGCCCAUUUUGGAGGAGUACUGGGUGACUUCAUUCCCCAUAGCGCUCAUCUACCUGCUGCUCAUCAUCGUGGGGCAGAGCUACAUGAAGGCCAGGAAAGGCUUCAACCUGCGGGGGCCCCUGGUCCUCUGGUCCUUCUCCCUUGCACUCUUCAGUAUCCUGGGAACAGUGAGAACGUGGGGCUACAUGGGGUCCCUGAUACACCAUGGAGGCCUGAAGCAAACUGUGUGCUUCACUGACUCCACUGAGCACACCAUAAUCAAAUUCUGGUCCUGCGUCUUUGUUCUCAGCAAGGUCAUUGAACUCGGAGACACGGCCUUCAUCAUCCUGCGGAAGCGGCGGCUCAUCUUCGUGCACUGGUACCACCACAGCACAGUGCUGGUGUUUUCGAGCUUCGCAUACAAGAACAGAGUACCCUCGGGUGGCUGGUUCAUGACCAUGAACUUUGGGGUGCACGCCAUCAUGUACACCUACUACACGCUGAAGGCCGCCCGGGUGAAGCACCCUAGGCUGCUCCCUAUAGUCAUCACCAGCCUGCAGAUCCUGCAGAUGUUUAUGGGGGCCGUGGUCGGCAUCCUGACUUACAUCUGGAGGCAGGAGCAAGGAUGCCACACCACAGCGGAACACUUUUUCUGGUCCUUUGUCUUGUAUUCCACCUACUUCAUCCUCUUUGCCCAUUUCUUCCGCCAAACCUAUAUCUGGCCCCGGGUCAAAACCAAGACCAAGAGCCAGUGAAGGGCUAGAGAGAAAGAAGAGCCUGGGCCUCUCUCUCUUCCCCAGACCCCGGGGGACUGGACUCACAUUUGGGGAAUUAGGGUGCCUUCCCUGCAUGGCUCCCCGGUGAUUCAUUUGCCCCACGGUGGCAGAAGUUAUGGCAGAUAAGUAUCACCCCUGGAUUGAGGGUGUGGCCUGGUACUUUGAUAUUUAUGUUUUUAUGUGAAGCCAAGCAGGCCCUGGAAAGCAGGGGUACUGAGGAGGGUCCCAAGAGCUGAUUUAUUUAUAUUUCUAUCCAGAAAAUGUUCUUCUUGCUUUAUUUUAAAAAGUAAUGACAUC
Molecule: messenger RNA, 1301 nt
Organism: Fukomys damarensis (Damara mole-rat)
Lineage: Eukaryota; Metazoa; Chordata; Mammalia; Rodentia; Bathyergidae
Gene: Elovl3
Product: ELOVL fatty acid elongase 3
Exons: 4
Coding region: 171-983 (270 amino acids)
Biological process (GO): fatty acid elongation, saturated fatty acid; fatty acid elongation, monounsaturated fatty acid; very long-chain fatty acid biosynthetic process
Cellular component (GO): endoplasmic reticulum; endoplasmic reticulum membrane
Molecular function (GO): fatty acid elongase activity
Source: RefSeq, a predicted model, not a curated record